Messenger RNA from Aspergillus nidulans FGSC A4, 345 nucleotides. RefSeq lists its product as uncharacterized. Lineage: Eukaryota; Fungi; Ascomycota; Eurotiomycetes; Eurotiales; Aspergillaceae. The coding region runs from base 40 to 345 and encodes 101 amino acids. The transcript has 2 exons. The record is from RefSeq and is a predicted model, not a curated record.
UUCAACGCAGCAUAAACCUGAUUCAACGCGCCGCAAAAAAUGGACUCCUCUGAAGCCAACCGCAUGGCCACCCGCGCCCAGCAGGACCUCAACACCUACCAGGCAAAGCAGGGUCUCGGCCGCAAGAGCGAUUCGACCCUCGAAUCUGGCGUCGACGAGCUGGUCAAUCGCAGAUUCGACCAGCCCACCGACGUCCGAUAUGGCCGAGAAGCAGUCCCAACCGCCUCAGACCGCAAGCCUAUCCCCGAGGACGAGGGGGGCAUCCGUGAUGACCGGGGACGCCUUGCGCCGGCGCAGGGCUUCGAAGGAAAAGGCGGACCGGAGGAUAAGGUGGACCUGGAAUAG